Messenger RNA from Zingiber officinale, 1680 nucleotides. RefSeq lists its product as uncharacterized. The coding region runs from base 1 to 1680 and encodes 559 amino acids. NCBI's taxonomy places the organism in Eukaryota, Viridiplantae, Streptophyta, Magnoliopsida, Zingiberales, Zingiberaceae. The record is from RefSeq and is a predicted model, not a curated record. The transcript has 3 exons.
AUGACUGUAGGAGAAUACGAGCUCUUCAAGGAGGCCAAGAAGCGAGCGACCUCGGAAAAACAACAAACGACUGCCUCCCCACUAAAGAAGCUACCUGAAGUUUCUAAAGAACCUGCUCAUGCCUCUGAUCAAGGCUCUAAGCGAAAACAACCUCUAGACUUUCCUCCGGCCUUCUAUAGAGAGCCAGGUCGGGGGAGAGGGAAAUCUAUCAUUGCCCGCGAAGAGCACCGGUCAGAACCGGAAGAGAAAGUACCCUUCUCUUCCAAAAUCUUGGAGGAAAAGCUACCGAAGGGAUAUCGAUCCCCUGCUAUAGGGGAAUAUGAUGGCAGUAAAGACCCUGAAGACCACCUUCGCAAGUUCAGGAACGCAGUGCUGCUGCAUCAGUACAGUGACGCCAUUAAAUGUCGGGUCUUCCUAAACACCCUGUCGGGCUCUGCCCAGAAAUGGUUCGAUGGACCGUCACACGGAUCCAUCAUGUGUUUCUCUGACUUCAAGAUUGCAUUCCUGCGGCACUUCGCCAGCAGCAGGAAGUAUCAAAAGACUAAUCACUGCUUGUUUGCUCUUAAGCAAGGGUCUAUAGAGUCAUUGAGAAACUAUAUCAAGCGCUUCAAUCAAGGAGAGUUCUUUCAGGAGCUCAUUAGAAAUCCCGUAAAGAAUUUCGAUGAGAUGCUAGAGAAGGCGGCCAGCUACAUCAACGUAGAGAAAGUGCAGGCGACACGAAGGAAGGCGAACAAGUCACCUCCAGCUACUAAAAAACCGGAGAGAAGAGCACCUCAACCGCCUGCUCAACCUCUCCCACGUGCUCGGGAUGCUCGACCGACUUUCCAACCCGGGCAGGAUGCUCGACCGGUCCCACAUGUAGCUGCAGUUCAGGUCCCUCGACCUGGACCCUGGGGACCACGUUAUUGCACAUACCACCGGUCCCACACGCACGCCACCAACGACUGCUUCCAAUUUGCCCAUGAUUCUAGGCGCGCUGCGGAGCUGGGUUUACCACCCCCUGAGUUGGCUCCUCAGGUCCAGAGGAUGAUGGAAGAGCGGCGCAAUGCAGCGGGCCAAGCUAGCCAACCCCGGGCUGAACAAGAAGGGCCAAUCAUGCAACAACACGGGUGUACUGGAGAACCAAGAGAAGUCCGUGAAGCCAAAAAUCGGGGCAACGCGACCAUCAGAGAUAUAUGCAUAAUCUCUGGAGGUCCCACCGAUGGAGAUUCAGGCCGGGCGCGCAAGUCUCAUGAGCGCCGAUUGGAGAUCCAAGCUGUAGGGUGCAACCCGGAGCAAGCUAUUGGCCCAGUCAUCAGCUUUGGACCACAAGACCUGGAAGGACUGGAGCUGCCCCAUGAUGAUGCCCUCAUCAUCAAAGCUAUUAUAGCUAACAGCCGAGUGGCCAGAGUCUUCGUGGACACUGGCAGCUCUGUGAAUGUCCUGUUCAGGUCAGCUUUCGAAGAAAUGCAGAUUAACACUAGUGAACUCCAGCCGGUGGCUACUUCUCUACAUGGCUUUACUGGUAAUGAAGUAAGGCCCAUAGGUCAGAUCAAGCUGGCCAUAUCCUUGGGAAGCGAGCCAUUGGUCAGAACCAGGAGGAGCACCUUCCUCGUAGUUGACUCGCCCUCCUCUUACAAUGUCAUUCCGGGCCGACCGACCUUACAUGAAUUUUGGGCGGCGGUGCCCACGUUCCAUUAG